GAGGCUAGAAGAUGCAUCGCUGCUGCAGAUGGAAACAUCAUACGAAAUUCAUUCUUUGAGGAUGGCUUGAAUAAUUGGUCUGGUAGAGGGUGCAAGAUACUUGUACAUGAAUCUAUUGGAGAUGGGAAGAUACUUCCAUUACAUGGAAGGCAUUUUGCUUCUACGAGCAGCCGCAGUCAAAGCUGGAACGGCAUUCAGCAGGAUAUUACUGGUAGAGUGAUUCGAAAAUUUGCAUAUGAGGUGAUUGCUGUUGUUCGAAUAUUUGGGAAUGCUAAUUCUGCCGAAGUUAUGGCUAGUUUGUGGGUUAAAGGAGUAAAUGGCCGUGAACAAUACACAAGCAUUGGGAAAAUUCAAGCAUCAGAUAAAGAUUGGUCCAAUUUGCAAGGAAAAUUUAUUUUGAAUGUUCAUACCUCAGACGUUGUAAUCUACCUUGAGGGGCCACCAUUGGGUACUGAUAUCCUUAUAAACAGUUUAGUUGUUAAACGAGCUGAAAAGCCUCCUCGUUCUCCAUUACUUACGUUUGAAGCAAGUAAACAUGCCACGCUUGAUUCAUUAUGUUAUGUCAACAAUAACAUUAUCUCAAAUCAUGAUUUUGCUCAAGGGCUGCAUUCCUGGCAUCUCAAUUGCUGUGAUGGAUUUGUAAUAUCAGGCGAGUCUAGCUUUUUCAAAGGAACUGCAUUAUCUGGAUCAAAUUAUGCUGUAAUCACUAAUCGCAAAGAAGUUUGGCAAGGCCCAGAGCAGGACAUAACUAGAAACAUCUCACCUGGUCUUCAUUAUACAGUCUCUGCUUAUGUGUGUGUUGGAGCAACUCAGGAUGAACCUUGCCAAGUCAUAGCAACGCUAAAACUAGAGCAUUCAGACUCAACAAGCUAUUUAUUUAUAGGGAGAGUUUUAGCAUCAAAUGAAAGAUGGGAAAAGCUUGAAGGCUCCUUCUCAUUGACAAGUAUGCCUCAUCGUGUAGUAUUCUUCCUCGAAGGGCCGCCUCCUGGACAUGACUUGCUCGUAGAUUCUGUUGUAGUGGCUCAUUCAGCUUUGAAGAUGUUUAAGAAUAUACCGUUUGGAGUCAAUAUAAUUGAGAACAGUAAUCUUAAUCAAGGCCUGAGUAAGUGGAGUCCUCUUGGUUCAUGCACUUUAAGCAUAUCCACUGGUUGCCCCCGUGUACCGCCUCCAUCCGCAAAAGAUUCAAUUGGUCAUCAUGAGCCGCUAAGUGGUCGUUAUAUUGUUACAACUAAUCGAACAGAAACCUGGAUGGGCCCUUCCCAGAUAAUUACAGACAAGCUAGUCUUACAUGUGACAUACCAGGUUGCUGCAUGGGUUCGUGUUGGAACAGGUACAAAAAGUCCUCAAAUUAUUAAUUUGGCCGUUGGGGUGGAUGACCGUUGGGUCAAUGGUGGGCACGUUCAAGUUACUGAUGACAGAUGGAAUGAAAUUGUGGGUUCAUUCAGACUUGAGAAGCAGCCAUCCAAAGUUAUAGUCUAUGUGCAAGGUCCUUCAAUGGGGGUUGAUUUGAUGGUUGCUGGGCUUCACAUAUUUCCAGUUGACAGGAAGGCUCGUUUUGACAAUCUAAAGCAGAAAACGGACAAGGUAAGGAAACGCGAUAUCAUCCUAAAAUUUCCAGUAAUUGAUGCUGGCAAUGCAUCUAAGACAAUUGUCAAAAUUAGGCAAAUACAGAAUAGCUUUCCAUUCGGAUCAUGUAUUAGUAGGUCGAGCAUUGAAAAUGAGGAGCUUGUUGAUUUCUUUGUGAAGAAUUUCAACUGGGCUGUUUUUGGGAAUGAGCUGAAGUGGUAUCAUACAGAACCUGAACAGGGAAGAUACAACUAUAGGGAUGCUGAUGAGAUGCUUGAUUUCUGCAAGAAACAUGGAAUGUAUACUAGAGGUCAUUGCAUAUUUUGGGAGGUCGAAGAUGCUGUUCAACAUUGGGUAAAAUGUCUAGACAAAAAUGAUCUAAUGAGAGCUGUUCAGAAUCGUCUCAGAAGCCUUCUCUCUAGAUAUAAAGGUAAAUUUAGGCAUUAUGAUGUGAACAAUGAAAUGCUUCAUGGGUCAUUCUAUAAAGAUAGACUUGGGGAAAAUAUCAGGAUCUACAUGUUUGAAGAAGCACGCAAACUGGAUCCGUCGGCCACCCUCUUUGUUAAUGAUUACAACGUUGAAGAUGGUUGUGAUGCAAAGGCUUCUCCAGAGAUGUUUAUUCAUCAUAUCCUUGAUUUGCAAGAACAUGGUGCACCAGUAGAUGGAAUCGGUCUACAAGGACAUAUUAACAAUCCAGUGGGACAAAUCGUGUGUGCUGCGCUGGAUAAGCUAGCCAUACUUGGACUUCCUAUUUGGUUUACUGAACUGGAUGUCGCCGCUUCAAAUGAACAUGUCCGUGCGGAGGAUUUAGAGGUCAUGCUUCGAGAGGCCUAUGCGCAUCCGGCCGUUGAGGGGAUAAUGCUUUGGGGAUUCUGGGAGCUGAUGUGUAGGGAUAAUUCUCACUUGGUUGAUGCUGAGGGUGACAUCAAUGAAGCUGGGAAGAGGUAUCUUGCUCUGAAACAGGAGUGGUUAACCCAUGCCGAUGGGCUUGUUGAUGACUCUGGAGAGUUUAAAUUCAGAGGGUACCAUGGGAGUUAUAGUCUGGAAGUAACUACUCCAGCGAAAAGAUCAUCUCAUUCAUUUGUUGUUGAGAAGGGUGAAUCACCACUGGUUUUACAUAUAAAGUCGUAGUUUUUACAGUGAGCAGGUCAGCAACAUUGAAAUGUAUAUGCUUACAGAGUUUAUACGUACAGGAAAUGAAUAUUACGAUGCAUAUAGUGUUUUUUCUCUGUUGUCCCAAUGCAGUCAUUUACCAGCUUUA
Molecule: messenger RNA, 2827 nt
Organism: Dendrobium catenatum
Lineage: Eukaryota; Viridiplantae; Streptophyta; Magnoliopsida; Asparagales; Orchidaceae
Product: endo-1,4-beta-xylanase 3-like
Biological process (GO): carbohydrate metabolic process
Molecular function (GO): hydrolase activity, hydrolyzing O-glycosyl compounds
Source: RefSeq, a predicted model, not a curated record